AUGGAGCUACGACCGUCAACAAAGAAGCAGCAGACCUUAUACACCAUUCAUCUCACUCGUCCACACAUAAUGAAAAUCAACAACGUUCGUCCGCGGCAAGUGGUUUUCCAUCAGGAGCUGCACCGCAACGACUCCGCCGCGGUCUUCUUUGUAUCAGUUCGGGGAUUUGAAUGCGUUAUGAAAGUGCACCAUGACCCCGGACAUGGGCGUAUCCAUGAACGUGAAGCCACUGCCUACCGACGACUCCAGGUGCAUGGCGUGACUGAAAAGGGCUAUGUGCCUCAAUUCUAUGGAAGCAUGGAAAAGCUUGAACCCGAAUUUUGGCAGCCAAAUCUAAAUAUGUUUAUAAAUGACACAGAGCUCCCAAGUGCAAUAUUUAUCGAAUAUAUUCCCAACAUGCGUCAAUUGCAUCUUGACACCUUUUCCAAAGAUUGUAUGGCUAAAUUUGUCCAGGCCAUCAAAGCUAUUACUGCUGCACUGGUCAUGCAUAAUGAUCUGAAAGCUAGAAAUUUCAUGGUCACUCCUGGAGAAAGGGUGGUACUGCUGGAUUUCAAUCGGGCCAGGACAUAUGACAACAACACCAUAACAGCUGAGCAGCAAGAAUGGCUCCGGGAGGAUGUGCAGAUUGUGCAGGACCUUGGGCGUCUACUUGUAGGUCCCACUUACCUGGGAACUGUCACUAUGGAUAUACCCGACUUACUUACGGAUUCUAGGAGAUGGAUGUUGCUGAAGGCCGCUUGA
Messenger RNA from Blastomyces dermatitidis ER-3, 741 nucleotides. RefSeq lists its product as uncharacterized. Gene Ontology annotation, molecular function: protein kinase activity; ATP binding. Gene Ontology annotation, biological process: protein phosphorylation. Lineage: Eukaryota; Fungi; Ascomycota; Eurotiomycetes; Onygenales; Ajellomycetaceae. The record is from RefSeq and is a predicted model, not a curated record. The transcript is spliced from 2 exons. Bases 1 to 741 code for a protein of 246 amino acids.